GGAGGCCAGUCUGCUUCGAUCCGUCAAGCGAUCGUGAUCGGUGCGUAGGCCAGUCCUGUAGUCAGUCCGCACUACGUUCGAGCAGUGUCGCCGCACACGGACGUACUUUCAGCCCGAGGAUGCGACUAGUUAGUGCGACGUGAUACACGCUCGUCGAGUACUGUGUGUGACGCACGUGAUUCCGUAUCAUCGAAUCAAGACGGGAGAGAAACACACCCACGCUCAAUCAGCAAAGAAAGAAAGGAGAGCAUCCUCUCUUACCUACCGCUACUCCCGCUCCUUCUUCAACCCUUCAGUCCGAUAAACGCUGACAUCGACAGCUCCUACGAUCGAUAGGACACACACCGGAUACGUGCGUGUGUGUGUGCGUGUGUGUUGUGUGUGCGCGCACGGACUUGUCGUCCGUCGAGCGAUCACGCAGCGUGUGCUCUCGCGCGAGACUCGUCGAGAGGGUGUCGCGAGAGGAGAAAGAGAGAGGGAGAACGAGCCACCCGAAUUGAUCGACUCGGCCGCUGACUGACUCCGGGGAUUCGGUGAGGUAGCAGCGAUGAAGGCGAUGGUGGUGAGUCCGGUGGGUGGCCGAGUGCCGCCCAAUCGCGGCGUCCUGCACAACGGCCUGGGGAUCGGCGGCACACGGCGCGACCUGGAGGCCGAGGAGGUGGCCGCGUACUUGACCAAGCUGCGCUCGCUGGUGCCGGACAUGCCGCGCAAGCGGAAGCUGUCGAAGCUCGAGGUGAUCCAGAGGGUGAUCGAGUACAUCUGCGACUUGCAGACCGCCCUGGAAGAGACGAACGCCGCGCACCAGGACACGAAGACAACGCAGUCGUCGAGGCAGCCGCUGCAGCCGCUGCUGAACGCCGCGGUCAUCACCACCGCUGCCUCGACCGCCACGACGACGACGUCCAUCGCCGCCGCAGCGACCAUCGCCGAGCGGUGACCUGUCGGCAGGAGCGAGCACUGAGGUCGCGUGCAAGAGGUCACCAUCCUUCUCGUGGGCUGACCCCGGCAGCUUUCGCGACGAUCGUCCCGCUCGUCUUCGAAGAACUGCCCCUCCCGGUCGCGCGGACUUGAGAACCACGACGUCAUUAUUUUCCAGCGACAGGGGAUUGAACGUUCGAAGGGAGGAGAGGGGGAGGGAUAAACGGGAGUCCGCUGACGAUGGUGUUCGCACCCGGGGAGAAGAUGACGGUGAUGAAGAAGGAAGCGCGAGACCCCGACGUCCCUCUCUUCCUGCGCGCGAGGAGAAUUUGUAAAUACACUUGUACAUAGGCUCAUCGCAUUCCUCGUGAGAUCUCUUUCACCGGUUAUACGGAUCCGGCACGACCUCCCUUCCUUCCUGUCUCCAUUCCCUUUUCUCCCUCCUCCUCCUCGUAAAACCUUUAUCGUUCCGACGUGGCCGCGAUGUCUCGUCUCGAGAGAUCGGGACACUCGUGCCUGUUUCGUGAGGGUUUCGUUCUUUGCGAAAGGUAGUCUGUAAAAAAAAAAAAAAGAAAAACACGACGGGGAAGUUGCGAUCGGUAUAAGUUUUCCGACGAGACAUCUCUCGCAGCGGCGAUUCGGCUCGAAUUUUCAUCGUCGCGACCGCCGGCGUGCACUUUAGGACCUCAUCGAUCAUCCACGCGAACUGCUCUCGCGGUUUUACGAGGAUGCGUCGUGUCGAGAAGUGGAAAGAGAGAAAGAGAGAGAGAGAGAAAAAGUACUCUCUUUCUCUCUCUCUUCUUCUCUCUCUGAAACGUUUGUUACACUCGAAUCAUUACGGCGCCCCGCCCAACUGGUCGCCGAUCGAUCGCCUUUUCUUGCACGGUCUCUCUUGGAAAACGCUCCGUCGUCGACAGUCGGUGGCAGUUGGAGCAAUUUGUAGAUAGCGCAGAGAGAAAUUUAUUUCGAGGAAUCGAAAGCAGGUGCGUGUAACAGCGGUGAGCCGAGGAUCCCGAUGCCGAAGAGAACGCGUGCUCCGGGUUCGCGUUUACCCGGAAAAUACGUUGACACGGUGCGAGAUUUCCGAUCUUUCUCGGCGAAUCAGACUCACCGAGAUCACACCCGGCUGGUCUUUCGACGCCCCGUUUAUUUACCGUAUCGCUGGUAUCUUUCAUUAUUGUAUGAUUAUUGUAUCGUUAUCCCAUAGCCCCUUAUGUUAUAAUUUAGGAAAGGCUAACUCUCUUCCCCGAUUCCCCAGCCCGCGUAACUAUUGUAUAUUUGCAAAGACUGAAAGGCUGUAAGUACAUCAUUGCGCGGGCGUGAUACGACACUCGCACACGGUACACACACACAACACGUACGUACACGAAAUAAACGCAAACUGUGUCUAUAAGUUA
Molecule: messenger RNA, 2315 nt
Organism: Dinoponera quadriceps
Lineage: Eukaryota; Metazoa; Arthropoda; Insecta; Hymenoptera; Formicidae
Gene: emc
Product: DNA-binding protein inhibitor ID-2
Exons: 1
Coding region: 548-937 (129 amino acids)
Biological process (GO): cell differentiation; negative regulation of transcription by RNA polymerase II; circadian regulation of gene expression
Cellular component (GO): nucleus; cytoplasm
Molecular function (GO): protein dimerization activity; transcription regulator activity
Source: RefSeq, a predicted model, not a curated record